UGAGAAGAGCGAGAUUAAUGCUUGGAUUUUCCUCUGUGUUGUGUUGUAAUGCGGUUUCCCUUUUUAAAGGCAGAUCGCUUCUCCUCUCGGGUAUUCCAGAGGUGUUGAUGCUCACAGCUGCCGUCGACACCACGGGACUCGACCUCCCAAGGCGCUGACCUCCAGAAUGGAGACCCCGACGCCAGGCCUCGUCCCCGGCCAGCAGGGGCGGAGCGCAAGCCUGGCCGAUCCAAGGUCAAACUCGAGUUGCGAACCGCAUGACGCAGCUGGUCACGUGACCCCGCCUCGCUCCUCGCUGACCUCUGACCUUGCGGAUAAUGCGUUGCAAAGGAGUCCCGGGCGGGGAGGGGAGGCGGGGGCGGACGACUUGGCGGCGAAACUCGACGGUCUCCGCAUCAUGCAGCAGCGCCCUUGGUACGUGUCGCAGCUAGAGACGCCGCCAGAGUCUGGGUCGCUCCGCCCGACGGCGACUGAGCGCGACCUCCGUCUCCGCCGCAGGAAUGACGUCACGCCCCCCAAGAGCGUCUGCGGCGCCCACGAGCCCGACCCGUGGAACCGCGUGUACGAGGGCCGGCGCUCGUCCUCGCGGCAGAGGUCGCCCUUGAGGGAGGAAGAGCUGACGCCGGAGACGGAGCGCCUGAAGGAGGUGAUGGGCUUCACGUCCUUCUUCUCCCCGAAAGAUCAAUGGCUUCAGAAGAGCUGUGCGUAUGACGAAGAGGAGGAAGGGCCAGCGGACUUAUUCCACUUGUAGUUUUUCAUUAUUUAUUUUUUUUAUUAUUAUUGUAAUUUUUAUAGUAAAGAUGCCUAAGUUCUAUUGCACUGUGUACUGAGGGAUCAUACAGCGAAAGAGGAAAACCUUAGGAUGAUGUGUUUAUUUUUUUCGAGAUUUAUACAUUAUACGGGUUUGUAUAAUGUAUAGAUAAAAGGUGUUAGUUUUAUUUGCUGUUUCGAGGAGAUAGAUGUGAGAGUAAAACGUUUUAGAUUAAAUGCAGCAGAAUGUGAUUGCGUUUCUCCUUUUCACAGGAUGGAGAUUUUCGAAUAAAUGUCUUUAUUUUGAGUAA
This is a messenger RNA of Penaeus monodon (black tiger shrimp), 1061 nucleotides long. RefSeq lists its product as uncharacterized. The record is from RefSeq and is a predicted model, not a curated record. NCBI's taxonomy places the organism in Eukaryota, Metazoa, Arthropoda, Malacostraca, Decapoda, Penaeidae.